Messenger RNA from Schistosoma guineensis, 1281 nucleotides. NCBI's taxonomy places the organism in Eukaryota, Metazoa, Platyhelminthes, Trematoda, Strigeidida, Schistosomatidae. The record is from the annotation of a GenBank genome assembly.
CUCAAGGUCACGGGGCAAGGAGGGACAUUUGAGCUAUCUACUGUGCCGAAGAAUUAUGAAUCAGCUUGAGCAAGAUCUGCGGACUAAACCGAUUUGCCUGAUUGUCCUUGGUAUGGCUGGUUCAGGCAAAACGACAUUUGUGAAGAAGCUAACUGAGUAUUUAACAGUUUCAUCAAAUUCGUCGUAUACAAUUAAUUUAGACCCAGCAGUUUAUCAUAUUCCGUACAAUCCUAACAUUGGUAAGCCUCAGUUUACUGGUGAUGUUUAAAGAUAUUCGCGAUACUGUCAAGUUUAAAGAGGUUAUGAAACAAUAUGGUUAUGGACCAAAUGGAGCUAUUAUGACAUCGUUGAAUUUCUUCGCCUCACAAUUUCAUAAAGUUGUGGAUAUAAUUAACAGCAACUCCGGAAAGGUUUCCUAUGUAAUAAUCGAUACACCUGGACAGAUUGAAGUGUUCACAUGGUCUGCUUCAGGAACUAUUAUUACAGAACUAUUAGGCAAUUCUUUUCCUACUCUAAUUAUAUACGUAAUGGAUACUCCACGAAGCCACAAUCCCAUCACAUUCAUGUCUAAUAUGCUCUAUGCUUGCAGUGUAUUGUAUAAAAUGCGACUUCCGUUUAUAUUAGUUCUUAAUAAAACUGACAUUAUAGACUGUGAUUUCGCCAUUCAAUGGAUGAGGGACUUUGAAACAUUUCAAGAUGCUCUAGCUGGUCAUCAAUCAACUGAUGGACCAUCUGAAAUGGAAGGUGAUAAUCCUUGUCCUGGGACAUCACCAUACAUGAAUAGUCUGGUUCAUUCUAUGUCAUUAGUGUUAGAUGAAUUCUAUAGUACUUUGCGUUGUUGUGGUAUCUCGUCGAUAACUGGUGAAGGCAUGAAAAAGUUUGUGGAAGAGAUUGAUGAAGCGAAAGAAGAGUACUUCAAGAUAAAUCUUCCGAGUUUGUAUGCUAAACAAGAAAAAAACAAGCAAGAUUCAAGUGAUAAAUCUAGUAAGUCUCAUUCAUCCAAACAUGGAUCAAUGCUUUUGGAUUUGGCUGGUAAUGAUGACGAAGCUGAAAAUGAUCCGCUACCUGAUGUUGAUGGUAUAGAAAUUCGUCCACACAGUGAUUCAGAUGAUAACGAUGAUGAUGAUGAAUUUUUAGAAUCAAAAGAUCUCACAUCUAUUCAAAAUAAAUUUCAACAAUCAUGUUCUGUUGAUCCUGUCCCUUCUAUGAAUUGUGAAAAUUAAUUCCUUCUAUAAAUGGAAAUAAUUAUUUUGUACAAAAUAUAAAUAUUUUUUGUUGCUG